Bactrocera neohumeralis is the source of this 696-nucleotide messenger RNA. RefSeq names its product skin secretory protein xP2-like. Lineage: Eukaryota; Metazoa; Arthropoda; Insecta; Diptera; Tephritidae. The record is from RefSeq and is a predicted model, not a curated record. Bases 1 to 696 code for a protein of 231 amino acids. The transcript is spliced from 2 exons.
AUGUUUGAAGAAAUAUGGACCGAUGACUCCACCAGCUCACAAACCAAAUUCUUCCUCGUCGCUUUUGCCGCCAUCCUGGCUUGCGCCAGUGCUGAUGUCUCUGAGUUGGGCUACAGCUACCAAGAACCCGCACCCGUGUCAUUCAAUGUCCCAGCACCAGCCCCUGCACCAGUUGCCCAACCUGAUCGCACCUAUGUGCCACCAGCACCAGCACCAGCUCCAGUUCAUGUACCAGCUCCAGCUCCAGUACAUGUCCCAGCUCCAGCUCCAGUCCAUAUCCCAGCUCCAGCUCCAGUUCAUUUCCAUGCCCCAGCUCCAGCUCCAGCUCCAGUACAUGUCCCAGCCCCAGCUCCAGCUCCAGUGCAAGUCCCAGCUCAAGUUUACCUCCCAGCUCCAGCACCAGCCUCAGUCCCAGCCCCUGCCCCAGCUCCAGUUCACGUUCCAGCCCCAGCUCCAGUGCAAUUCCAUGCCCCAGCUCCAGCUCCAGUACAUGUCCCAGCCCCAGCUCCAGCUCCCGCUCCAGUUCAUGUUCCAUCUCCAGUAUACAUUCCAGCUCCAGCUCCUGCUCCAGCUCCAGCACCAGUGCAAUAUGUUGCCCCUGCCCCAAUUGCUCCCACUGAGCAAAUCGAACAUCACGCCGAAGAUGGUUACCGUUACAAGACUGUCCGCCGUCGCGUUUACAGACGCCGUUAUUAA